AUCGAGCAUUUUGUUGCCAAAUUUUGUUAGCAUUGACAACAUUGUGUAAUUUCCUCAAAAACGAUUUGGUAAGAAUUUUAUAUUCAAAAUAAAAUAAUUCCACUAAAAUUUUGACACUUUCCUGUAAAUCUUGUAAUGUAAUUUGAUAAAUAAUCUUGUUUAGUCGAAUGGAUCCAUGGACGCGACCGGUUAUCCGAACAACGUAGAACCUGCCCGGCGGUGGUACCCUUUACGCCCUCACCACCCAAAUCUGCACCCCAUCGACGUCAACAACAACAAUAAUUUGGCCCCAAGAGGAAGAGUCAUGGAUCCGAGCAACUCACCCGUUUCGGGCGUUCCCAUUAUUACGACGAGUCUCGCCUUGCUUCAGGUACACGUACAAUUAACGUAGGGCAGCAUAUGUAGAUGGGUCACUACCAAAAUCAUAAAAAUCGCCACAUUUUUGAUCAUUUCCCGGCUCCGGGAAUUUAUUUUAGAAUUCAACGAAUUUGUAGUCAGUAAGUUGAUUAAUGGAGCGACCGUGAGUUCUUAAGCAAGUUUCGAUUUGUUCCAAUUUUUCUGAAGGCUUCCUAAGCUUGAGAUCUCCCUCAAAAACUAAAAAUAUGGAGUGUACAUUAUUUUAAAUUGACAACGACCUGCUCCGUAAAUUUUCAGACUUAUUACAAUAAGUUAUUCCCAGAGCAGAAAAAUGAUAUGACGAUCUUGGUGAUGAGUUAUCGACUCCUACAUUAAUAAAUAUGCAAAAAAAUAAUAAAUAAUGUUCGGUCACUAUUUAUCUCCUUAUCCAGCUGCUCAUCUACUACGGGAGCGAUUACACUGGGAUCACGUCGGAAGGAAUGGUGUCCGCUUCGUGGGGGGCGGUGAUUGGAAAAGGCCAAAUCUGGCGAUUACUGAUCGCUCACUUCUUCAACUUCCAAAAGGUUCCGUUGUGGGUCAACUGUUUCGCUUUAAUCACGAUUGGAAGAUAUCUCGAGAGGAAGGUGCAGAAAGGUGCCCUCCUCGUCAUCAUCCAGACCGUUGGAGUCCUCUCCAAUCUCCUCUACGUCCUACUGAACAGUUUCUUCUGCUCCUCUGUCCAGGGUAACGAGCAGACGUAUGGAUUUAACAGUAUCAACUAUGCGCUCCGCUUUUGGCUCGUGUACAUCCAAGAACCCAGAAAUUUUGAGGCCGGGCAAUUAUUCGGGUUCUGGAAUAACCUUCCAAUCGUUUGGCAACCGUGGCCUAUAAUCCUGGACAUUCUGCUACUCAAGUUUCUGGAGAUGGAAAACCCAGGUUUCUGUGUGGCCAGUUCCGUCGUAGGGAUCAUGGUGGGGGUCGUGUUGACUUGGCUCGUUUGGAGGUUUCCGCCCGAACUGUGGCAAAAUCUUGGAGGGGAUGAGGACGAGGUUGGACCAGAUGAUGACGCGGACGACGCCCCUCAACCAAUGGCAGUCACGAGGCAUUCAUCCACCACGACCUCAGUGUCACGCACCACUCUGAGAUCACCGCCGCCGCCGCCGCCUUUUACUCCUUCAGCCUCGCCAAGAAUCCAACCGGAAAUGGAAACCGUAUCAUCCUUCCAAACAUUAAAUGAUGUCAUGCAAAAUAUUCAUGACUUAGCGUCAGACUCGUAUCAUAUAUUUACACGGAGAAGAAUACCGCCACCACGCGUGGAUUAACUUCAUACAAAUUUAUAUAUUCAAAUAAAUAUUUAGAGUAUUUAUAA
Folsomia candida is the source of this 1705-nucleotide messenger RNA. RefSeq lists its product as uncharacterized. Gene Ontology annotation, cellular component: membrane. Bases 837 to 1658 code for a protein of 273 amino acids. NCBI's taxonomy places the organism in Eukaryota, Metazoa, Arthropoda, Collembola, Entomobryomorpha, Isotomidae. The record is from RefSeq and is a predicted model, not a curated record. Gene Ontology annotation, molecular function: serine-type endopeptidase activity. The transcript has 3 exons.